Lottia gigantea (owl limpet) is the source of this 789-nucleotide messenger RNA. RefSeq lists its product as hypothetical. NCBI's taxonomy places the organism in Eukaryota, Metazoa, Mollusca, Gastropoda, Lottiidae. Gene Ontology annotation, molecular function: serine-type endopeptidase activity. The record is from RefSeq and is a predicted model, not a curated record. The annotation marks the transcript as partial. Gene Ontology annotation, biological process: proteolysis. The transcript has 5 exons.
AAGAGGGUUGUGGGUGGACACCCAGUAAUUCCGGGGGAUUGGCCCUGGGUGGCCUCUCUACAUUUCAUACCCUGGCAUAACUUCACUGGUCGAUCUGGUCUGAGACAUCUUUGUGGGGGUAGUUUGAUUCAUCCCCAAUGGGUUAUAACAGCUUCUCAUUGUUUGAGUUCUGAUGUAUUUCCUGGUCUCAACAACCCGGACAAUUGGAUUGUAGCUCUGGGUGAAAAUGAUCAGACGACUGACGAUGGAACUGAACAGUUCCUGGAAAUCGAGAAGAUUAUAAGACACCCACUAGCCCAGUGUAAAGGACCAUUCCUGUAUGACAUAGCUCUAGUAAAGUUAAAACAACCCGCAGCUCUGUCAGACUAUGUUAAUGUGGUUUGUUUGGAUACAAUGGGUGAUUUCCCUGCAGGAUCACAUUGUACAGUAGCUGGUUGGGGACAAGACACGAUGGAGACGCCUGGCACCAAGAUACCAUUCAAGGCCAUUCUACCCAUAGUGAAUUCAACAGAUUGCCGUAAUAAAUAUUAUUCCCUUCCUGAUUAUGAUGAAGCAACAUCAUUGGUUAAAAUCGACAACUCUGUUCUAUGUGCUUCGUCUGAAAACGGUGGAAAGGAUGCAUGCUGGGGAGAUUCUGGUGGUCCAUUUUUCUGUGAGAAAGAUGAUAAAUGGUACCAAGUUGGUAUUGUAUCUAUUGGUUAUGAAUGUGGAAAUGUCGAGUUUCCAGGCAUCUAUACCAGAGUAUCUCAUUACAAGGACUGGAUAGCCCAGACACUGGCAAAUAAUUAA